Messenger RNA from Botrytis byssoidea, 636 nucleotides. RefSeq lists its product as uncharacterized. The record is from RefSeq and is a predicted model, not a curated record. Lineage: Eukaryota; Fungi; Ascomycota; Leotiomycetes; Helotiales; Sclerotiniaceae. The transcript is spliced from 2 exons. Bases 1 to 636 code for a protein of 211 amino acids.
AUGUCUCGAGUUACUCCUCCCGUUACAAAAUUCACACUUGUGUUGAAGAAAUGUAUGAGUACUACUUCGACUGUCGCAAGUCCUAGUGCACAAUUGAAAACUAAGAGUGCUAUCAAAACUGAUCUCAUCUCCAACCUCUCCCAUGAACGUACAAUCACCACCACCCAUCGCCCAUCUCCCCCCUCUAUCAAAACCAUCCGUCUCAUGCAAGGAUUCCGCACCAGCGCCGCUCGUCCCGUCGCUUCCCCUUCCACUCUCGACUAUCUCGUUCUUCCUCGUCUUCCCGUUGAAGAACCUCUCACUGCAUUUACUGUCCGCGUUCCCAUUCUUCCUGAUAACUACUAUGCCUCUCAACCAAUCAAGGAAUCAAUCGAUACCGCGAUUCCUAAACAGGAAGUCCAUAUCGUGAGUGCGCAGCCGGAAGAGGUGGUUGCACAGGUUAAUGUGUUAACGGAGAUGGUGGGUAACGAGGCGGAGAGUGCGGUGGAUUUGGGUCAGUGGGUUGAGGGAGUAAGAAAGAGAGGAGACGAGAUGAGAGAGAGAUUUGUAGGAAGAGAUAGUGAGCAGAGUGUUUUGAAGGAGUUGUGGAUGAGUCUUCGUGAGGAUGUGUGGGGAGAGAAGAAAGUCGCCGUUUAG